Seminavis robusta is the source of this 1378-nucleotide messenger RNA. Lineage: Eukaryota; Bacillariophyta; Bacillariophyceae; Naviculales; Naviculaceae. The record is from the annotation of a GenBank genome assembly.
CGAGUCAACGGCUCUCUCAACCACGCUCGAAAGGCACCGCAAGAUCCACGAAAGAAGCCAAACGAAGACAGCGCAGCGGUCAUCUUUGAUUUUCCAACCUCAUUGUUGUUGUUGCUCUGUUCAUCCCAGCCUCUUGCUUGACACCCGAGGUUGCUUUGUUUUUAUUGUUUUUCGCAUCAUGUCUACUUCUCUCAUACUGACGCCGGAGACUGAACUCCAUUUUGUGCUCUCCGCGAGCGAAGAGACAGCAAAAUGCACCAUGACGUUGAGACACCCGGGGUCAACCGACGAGUACAUCGCAUUCAAGGUGAAAACAACCCAACCACGACGCUACUUGGUGAGGCCCAACCAGGGCUUGAUUGCUCCUGGCGCCACCGAAAAGGUCGCUAUCAUGUUGGUCGAGAAAGACAAGAAUUCUCUCCUCCAGUCCUAUGAACGCUUGGGACAGUCGGCCCUUGAUCAUUCCAAGGAUAAGUUUCUCGUACAAUCAUGCCCCGUUGCUGAAUCUUUUUCUUCCAAGUACAUGGACACCAAAAGCAAGGGAACCGACAACACCCAGCUCUACGAGGCUCUAAAUUCCAUGUGGUCUUCGGCAAGUGGAAACAAGUCCAUGGAAAACAAGAAACUCCAUGUGCGCUUGGCUGUUAAAGAUGGAGGAAAUAGCCAAACCUCCAAGUCGUUGACAGCAGCGCAAGCUUCCAUGUUGAAACCUCACGAGACUUCACAGGAAGACGUUGAAAAUAUGACGCCUCCGCAGUUGUUUGCUGAAAUUUCUAGUCUCAGGAAAAAAUACGAUGAACUCGUCUCCUUUUCGGUCAAUCUUACGGCGGAACGUGACAUUCUCAACAAUACGUUGGAACAGACAAAGCGAGAAUUAAACAAGGAAGUGGCCAGUCGAUCGGCUCUAGAGAACAAAGGUGCUGGUGGCUCUGGAGGUGGCGGUGGAAGUGCAGCUGGAGGAGGUGGCGGAAAAAACAACAUUGUCCUCACGAUUAUUACCAUGUUGGUCCUUGGCGCGGCUUGCUUCACAGCUGGGGUCAGAGAGGCCAAGCUUGGACGAAUGGACUUCCUGGACGAAGUUCCUCACAUUGGAGAACUCUUUGUCCCAGAAGGAGGACCGCCACCAGGGGGAGAACCAGCAACAAAGAGAAUCCUCGAGGAAGAGCCUGUUGUUUGAGGGAGAUUGAACCUAUUCUUUAUCACCCAGUCGUUCUUUGUACGCUUUCAAUGUGCAGCUCUGCCAAAUUUCAAUUUCAUUAUUCUGCAAGUGAUAGAGGUUUUGAUGUGGUCUGUGAAGGCAUGAAAAUAGGCAUAGAUGUUUCAGACAACUUGUGAAAAUAGCUUAAAGAGUGUUUCUGUCGUUCCCUUCGUUCAUGUA